Messenger RNA from Chara braunii, 2709 nucleotides. The record is from the annotation of a GenBank genome assembly. NCBI's taxonomy places the organism in Eukaryota, Viridiplantae, Streptophyta, Charophyceae, Charales, Characeae.
GUGAGAAGGAAUAGGUUCCGUUCUUAUGAAGCCGCCAUCGGUAGCGAUGGAAUCCGAUGUCGUGGCAAAGGGCCUCGCUCCUUCACUCUCCGACAAAUGUGGAAAAUACGCAGUACGACUACGAGGGUACAGCAGCAGCUUUCAGGGAAGAUUCACCCGCCAAACGUGAGCAGAUGUGGAUAGUGCAGCGAAGCCCGAAGUCCACCCGUCGAUUUCAGAGUGCGCUGCUGCGCCGGUUGCCCUCCAUCAUCCAUGGAUGAUGCGGCACGGCGGUCUCAUCCGCCUGAAGAAGGCGACAAGAACAAUCCCUGACCACUCGAGAAGUGAGGAAGGACUUCUGAAGAAGUGAGGAAGGACUUCUGCAGACACAGAGAGAGAGAGAGAGAGAGAGAGAGAGAGAGAGAGAGAGAGAGAGAGAUGGAGGUGAAGAAGGAUGACGAGGAUAGAGGAGCAAUGCGAAUGGUGACGAAAGAAGCGCAGUCGGCAAUUGCGGGCAAGAGCAGGGCUGUUGAGGAGGGCGGAAAUACUCUUGCUCGUGGCUAUGGACAGGCCAUCAAGGCCACGUUGAAUCGUGUGGGUAAACCGGGGUGGUCUUUGAUUGUGAUCUCUGGAUUGUGCAUGAUUCUGACGGUCUUUGUUCUGCCUCGGAGUCGUUUCUGGACCGUCGAUUUCUUUGCAAGUUUGCAAGGCGGAUCGCUGACCACAGCGAAUUGGACGACACCAGAAAAGUUACCUUUCUGGGAAAGUUUUUCGUGCAAUUACACUAAUCUCCACGCCGCUUUUGCUAAUUCUACUAUUUCUGAUUGCCACCGUAAUUACAUGCAAGGGCGAUGGGUGCUGGAUCUCGAGAGGCCGAGCCCAUACCCGUUUUGUCCAGUUCUCGAUAAGCAUAAUUGCACUCAAGCCGGAAGGCAGAAUGACACCUAUCAGCACUGGCGAUGGCAGGCGUCCACGUGUCACAUUCCCGAGUUCAGCGUGCGUCGAUUUGUCCAAGCUUUGCACUGUAUCAAGAAGCGGCGGCUAUGGCGGAAAGCGAGAUCAUCAUCCCAAGCAGGGGGUGCUGGAGCUCGUGACGAUGAUGGCGAUGGCGGCGGGGAAGAAGGCGGCCAGGAGGCGGUGAAGACCGAGAAGGAGCCGAACACGAUGGCGAGCGAAAGCAGCAUGUCCGCCGUUCCUGAGGAGGCCGUUGGCAAGCCGGCGGACAAUUUCACAGAGUCGGACAAUUUCGCGACUUUGGCUUUCGCAGGGGACAGCUUGGGACAGAACAUGUUCUUAUCCCUCACUUGUAUGAUUGCCGCGCAGUACGGCCCGCCUGCAAGUUUUUCCACGGCGGACCACCAGUUAUGCAGGGUAUGGGCAGGAGAGCUCCAGGUCAGAGUAUGCCAGUUCUGGGCCCCAUACCUAGUACGUCUUCAAGAGCAGGACAAUGGGCGGGAGAUCCCGGGCCAGACCGAGCGGAGCCUUCCUCUUCCUCUUCCUCUUCCUCCUCCUACCUCGAUCCGUCGUCAUUCUCCUGCUUCUGUUAGUGCUCCUGGUGCUGCUGUGAGGCAAGUACACGGCGAGAGAAAUACAACUGGCAGAGGUAUAAGUAAUAGUACUACUGGUAGGAGGACGCUCUGUACAAGUACAACAUCAGGACGGCCAGGACGACAACGAAAAGGAGUAGGACUAGGAGGGGGAGCGGGAGUAGGAGGAGGAGCAGGAGUAGCAGGAGGAGGAUGUUUUUGGGCAGGCAGAGAUAGGCGUAAUCCUACUACUACAGGUAGUCGGAGAACGCUAAGUCCAAGUCCAGCAGGAGGACGACAACCACAAGGAGGAGGAGGAGGAGGAGAGCAAAGAGGUUUUGACAGUGCUCCGUGGUGGGAACUCCACGUGGACAGAUUAGCGUCCGGUUGGAUUGCCAAACUUGAUUCCGUUGACGUCAUCGUUUUGAACACGGCUCAUUGGUGGAACUACCAGAAGCUGACAGCUCGCAAGAUCAGAUUUGCGCAGGGGGGUAUUCCUCGGCCCGAAAUGUCGAAGGAAACAGCAGCCGGCCUGGCCGUACGUUUGGCGGCGGAGCAUAUAACCCAGCUUAUGCGGAACGGGUCCUUCAGAGGCCAGGCCUAUUUUCGCUCCUUCUCCCCCGUGCACUUCACGAGGGGAGAAUGGAACACGGGAGGCCGAUGUGGUGCCGAUCUCCCGAUUACCGAUGACAAAAUGAUGAAGUUGUUCCUCACGAGGAGGCGGCAAAUAAAACUUCCAGCGGAAGUUGAGGCCUCGUGGAAGCGCGCCAUGAAGUCGUGCCCCGAGUGUGCGCUUGAUUACCUGGAUAUCACCCACAUCUCCUACUUCCGCAUUGACGGCCAUCCGUCCAAUUAUACGGGGACAGGGCGGAGCGACUGCUCGCACUGGUGCCUUCCUGGUGUGCCAGACACUUGGAACGAAAUACUGCUGAUGUUGAUGGAAAUGAAUCUCGCAAAGGAAGGGUCGGUCAGUGACUAAAGGGCCUCGUCGCACCCUACUUACUGUUUUUUCGCGUAUCCCACCUUGUUGCGCAAGUGAAGGGGGCUACCGGUAGUGGAAACUUGAGGAGACGUGGCAAUGUUGGAGCGAAUGAUGGGAGCGCAUUUUGGCCGAAAUAGAAUAAGUAGAAAAAAUGGAAAGGUCCUGUCUCUCUUCCCAAAAAUAUGGCGUAAUCCAUCGGGUAAGACAUCAGUGCUCCAAAGC